GAAAUAAUACAGUCACAUGACUCGAUCCUUUCUUUCGACUGGUUAAAAUCCAUUCUGUGCUUUUAUUUGCGGAAGUAUAUCUCAGAUUCUCAGACUCAGAAUUCAAGCAGACAUCCAGCUUUUGUCACCCAAACUACAGAAUGACUCAUUGGUUCCACCGAAACCCACUUAAAGCAACUGCACCUGUCUCCUUCAACUUGUAUGGAGUAGCUGGAAGCCAAGCAGCAAAUAAGAUAUGCAACGACUUGAGGACAACAAGGGCUAGACUUUUGGAGAUGUUCACAGAUACCACCUGCAAUCCUGAGAUCAUGAAAAAUGCCACAGAUGCUUAUUUUUCCCUCUUACAAGGAUUUAUUGCAUCUCUGGAUGGCACCACACAAGAGAACAAGCUUCGUUUCAUACAGAACUUUAAGUGGACUGACACUUUGCAAGGGAACAUCCCAAGUGCCCAACAAGAUGCCAUUUUUGAACUGGUCUCCAUGGCAUUUAAUGUUGCAGUUUGGCACACCAAGUUUGCCUCAAGACUUGCGGGAAAGGAGAAUGUAACAGAGGUAGAAGCUAAAGAUGUCCACAGAAGCCUGAAAAUUGCUGCUGGGAUUUUCAAACACCUUAAGGAGGUCCACAUCCCCCGCCUCAUCACUCCGGCAGAGAAGGGUCGGGAUCUGGAGCCCAGAGUCAUUGACACCUACAUGGUCCAGUGCCAAGCAGAAGCACAGGAAGUGACGAUCGCUCGAGCAAUUGAGCUCAAGCAUAACGCCACUCUUAUUGCUGCCUUGGCUUUCGAGACAGCAAAUUUCUACCAGAAAGCCGACCACGCACUGAACACCCUGGAGCCAGAGUGUAGCAGCAAGUGGAGGAAGUACCUCCAGCUUAAACAGCACUUCUACAUGGCCUAUGCGUACUGCUACCAUGGACAAACUCUCCUCGCGAGUGACAAGUGUGGAGAGUCAAUAAGAUCCCUCCAAGAAGCAGAGAAGUGCUACUCCAGAGCCGAGGCUCUGUGCAAAGAGUACCGCCAAACCAAAGGGCCUGGUAGCACUGCCAAGCCCUCUGAGCAGCUCUUUUUCACCAAGCUGGGUGGUCUGAUUAAAAACACUCUGCAGAAGUGCGAGAGAGAGAAUGGAUUCAUAUACUUCCACAAGGUCCCAGCUGAAGCUCCCCAGCUGGAGCUGAAAGCCAGCUAUGGCCUGGCUGACCCAAUGUCCUUUGAGUUCCCAGCCCUCAGUGAGCAAUGCACCCCUGAAGUCUAUGCCACCUUUGACCUUACCAAGGGCGUCAGAGACGAGAAGGCCAAACCCAAGCAGGAAGAGGAGGUUAAGCCAGUAAAGGAACCAGAUUUGAAGCCCCAGAAAGACACCGGCUGUGUCAUCUCUUAAACAACACUACUCCCAUACACAGGCUUAUAUUCCACCUGACAUGGAGACACGGAUUCCAUUUCCAUUCCAUGAAAAGUAAACCUCCAUUGGAAAAGUAAUUUUUGUGUCCUUGGUUUAUGGUCACAUGUUUUACAUUAUGCACUACCAGCUAGACCAGAGUAUUCAGUCAUUGAUUAUAGACAAGGAUGAAGAGUAAUAGAAAAAAUGUUGAUCAGUUGCAUUGGUUUUUCUGUACUGUUUUAUGAUCCAUGAUUAACGGUGGCAUCGCUAUCUGUUAUACUUAACUGUGUAUAUUGCAGUUUUCAAUUGUUUUUGGUAUUAUGUUAAAAUAUUUGGGGCAGAUUUAUAGCUGAAUAGUUAUCUCACUAGUGCUGUUGAGGAUUUUGUAUAAAAGCCUCUGUCAUAUUAGAUGUUUAUUUAUUGCUGUUAUUUAAGAUCAGACAAAUCAUUUAGUAAGAACUUAUAACACAGUGAUGUAUAUCCAAGAAUAUCCAUUUUAAAAGAAAUCAUAGGUUUACCUUUUUGUCCUUUAUAAGAUUAUUUGGUUUAAUCUGUUUUCUAGCAACUGGAAGGACUCAUAUCAUAUUCAUUCUCAAAGCUCUUAAUUGCUAGGUAUAGACUGUAUUAAUGAUUAUGACAAUUGUGUAAUAUUCCACUCUUUAUUGAAAACAUGACUGUGCUUGUCUUGGGUAAGGGUUGCUGUUAAGGAGAAACCUGGGACAACAUCUGGAAAGCACUCGGGAGUGUGUUGCAGACAGAUAUACAAUGCACAAAGCUGACAUAAUUACUCUCUGAACGUUCCAUAACCUCAUACUCUGCAGAAGGCUAUGUACAGUACUGUGAAAAACAUUUGCUGUCAGAUUUCCAUGCAUUUUUGCAUAUAUGAAUUUUAUCUGAUCAUCAACCACUGCAUCAUUUUAGAUAAAAUAGUCUGAAUGUACAAACAACACCAAAGUGAUACAAAUUUAAUUUUGUAGUUUAAUUAAUGCAGAACCCAGUAUCUCUGUGUAAUCUCCCUGUUUCGGGCGGUUGUCUUGCUGGGUGACCUAGCUGUGCCUGACAUUGGCCUGACAUUUUCCUUUUAAAUUCUCAGAGCAGAAUGAAUGGUUCUUUUGAUGGAAUGCCUUCCACUGCCUGAUGGAGCCCAGCAAUGACACUACCACCACCACAUUUGACUGUUGGUGUAAUGGUCUUACAGUGGAAGGGUGCAGUGUUCGGGACUCAUCUAUCCGUAGAACAUUGUUCUAGAUUGGUCAUACAUUUAUCAUCCAGGUGGUUGGCCUGACAUUUUCCUUUUAAAUUCUCAGAGCAGAAUGAAUGGUUCUUUUGAUGGAAUGCCUUCCACUGCCUGAUGGAGCCCAGCAAUGACACUACCACCACCACAUUUGACUGUUGGUGUAAUGGUCUUACAGUGGAAGGGUGCAGUGUUCGGGACUCAUCUAUCCGUAGAACAUUGUUCUAGAUUGGUCAUACAUUUAUCAUCCAGGUACUUCUUGGUAAAUCUAACAAGGGUUCUCCUCUUUUUGGUGAGCAGUGGAGGUACCAAAACAUAUAUGGUUUUUCAAGGUUUCUUUGUGGCUUUCUGAAUUGCUCUUGGAUAGAAUUUUGCCUAAAGAAAUUGUCUGUGGUCCCAAAGUUCUCAGUUUGGACAAUAUUGCUUUGACUGUGUAAAUUUUCCAGACUUGACUUUCUCCUGACAUUUUUUCAGGAAUGUGAUUUUUUUCAUGGUAUGAUGGCCUUUAGAAGCUGUGUGUUAACAACAGCACUGAUGGAAUGGGCAAGGUUGUUUAAAGCUGACCCAAAUCAACUGUCGUUGAUAACCAAAAUACUCAGCUGACACUAAUUAUCCUUUUUAUUUAGUUGAGUAACCUUUUUUUUUUUUGUCAUUUAGCUGAUGCUCUUAGCAAGAGCAACUUGGAGCAACUUGAUUGCCUACAUUUAGUACCUAUACUUGCAUUAUUUACAGGUGGAGGAGUGGUGAUGCUUAAGCCAAUUUGUAGCAGAGCAUGAUGAUAUAAUUGCCAGAUUGGAAAUGUUUCCUGGAUGCCUGUGUUAAAAGAACUUGUCAUGGAUAAAUGCUACAUGCUCUUUAGUGACCACAGAGUGUAAGGAGUGCUGUUUAACGUCCCAUCCAAAAGAUGCCACCGAGUAUUGUUUCCUUCACAGCCUUCUGGGGCGUUGAGAUUUGAUCUUUAGACCAGUGGUGAAAUUCCCUCUCACUUGUCCCCCCACCACUUCCAGCAGUGUUCUGUUCUCCCAUCCAGGGACCGAAUAGGCUUAGUCAUAGGCUAGACAGCAGUGGGAUGUCUGUGUACAGACAGCAGGCAAAACACUUUCACAGCACUGUAGGUCUUCAUGAUGCUCAUAAAAUGCAUGUAUAUAACCCCAGACUGGUGGUCAUGAUUGUUGUUUACUGGAUGUGUUGGCCAUUUACUAGCACACAGACAUAAUUACAGCUAAUGUAGGAAGAACAGCUUUUGUCUCAAUUUUCAUUGGGACUUGAUGUCGAUCCUUUUCUCAACAUGUUUGUGAUGGGAGUGAUGAACUUUGGCACAUUGUCUUAAAUAAAAUAAUGUCAAAGUAUCCUGCAAUGCAUGUAAAUCUCAUGAAUUAUGCAUUAUGUUUUAUUUUUAAAGUACGACGAUAGACUCCAUGUGUGCAUUUGCUACCAAGUACUGAUUCACCAUAACUUACUGUUGUUUUUGAAAAAUAUUGACUGCUAGCUUCUGCUGAGGCAGUACAAUUGUGUGAAAUAAAACAGUCAAUAUGGUAUAGUAUCUUGCUAAUCAAAAGAAAUGUUAGGUCUUUCUGUGCACUUUUCAAUGCCUUGUACCUUUUUUGUCAGAUCAAUGAAUAAAAUAGAACAUUCUAUUUCUACAAGACCUCACUUUUCUUCUAACAUUUGAUUUUCACUUUUUCUAAUUAACAUUACUGGCUAUAGUUUGCUGUAUCAUAACAAUAUAUACACACGUUAACUUUCAGACCUGUGUCAUAACUGUCCAUGCAAUGAUGUCUUUUUGUUGAAAAUGUUACAUAUCAGAAUAAAAACUUCAAGAAAACA
Molecule: messenger RNA, 4437 nt
Organism: Esox lucius (northern pike)
Lineage: Eukaryota; Metazoa; Chordata; Actinopteri; Esociformes; Esocidae
Gene: brox
Product: BRO1 domain and CAAX motif containing
Exons: 13
Coding region: 141-1376 (411 amino acids)
Source: RefSeq, a predicted model, not a curated record